This is a messenger RNA of Staurois parvus, 432 nucleotides long. The record is from the annotation of a GenBank genome assembly. Lineage: Eukaryota; Metazoa; Chordata; Amphibia; Anura; Ranidae.
AGACAAGGGUGGAAGGAGAUGGAAGACCAGGCAAGAAAAGCCAUUAAAGGAGUUUAUAAGUGGGACAACCAUGAAACCCAUGGCCUAGAUCCUGCGGUGGUGCCACAGGUAGAUUGUGUCGUUAGUCUAUGGUUAUUAACCAUGAUCAGUAAAACAAAGGAUGACUUCCAGAGGAACCUGGAGAGAUUCACAUCCAGACUGAAAAUUGGAGGCCGCCUGAUGAUGUUUGUGCCGCUGAAGAUGACCUUCUACAUGGUGGGCCACCAUCGCUACUUCUGCCUCAGCUUGGAAGAGCUAGAAGUACAAGAGCUGGUGAUAAAAGCCGGCUUCAUCAUUGAAAAGUCAUCUCUGAUUAAUGCUGUGGAACCCAGUGAUUGUGUUAACUACAAGCAUUUAGGUUUUGUCCUUGCGCGCAAAGUAAAAGAAGCCUGA